AUGACUUACCAGGAGCAAAGCUUUGGUGCCCUCAACCAGGCUCCUCUGGAUCUACAGCCGUCUCAAGAGCCAAGCAUCGACUCAUCUAUCGUAAGCGACCUGAAGGAUCUCAAUGAUGAUGAUGAUGAUGAUCAAAUGUCUGACUCAGAUGACUUCUGGAGUGAUUCUGACUCUUCUUCAGAUGAAGGAGGCGCCAACCUGCAUGUUGUCGAUAUUUAUGGCGCUCUCGGUGCUUGCUACAGAACCGUCGACAACGGGUUCAAGACCUUCUACCGGUACGUGGAGCCUGAUUUUCGGGUUAGCUGUAAUGUCACGGCCGCGUCUCUGAAAGAGCCAUUGUCACUUCUCACCAAGUACAGGUCGCAGAGGUUUGAGGGCAAGUCGGCAUACUUUCGGUCCGCUUACUCCGGGCCCCCAAGCCCGAUUCGGCGGCGCCGGCAACGCUCGCCCCUCUUGAAAGGCUGCCCAGGCGUGCACAACAGAACCGUUCAGCAGGGAUUGCUCUGGUACAGAACUGGAACUCUCACAGCAUUGCAAUGA
Diaporthe batatas is the source of this 540-nucleotide messenger RNA. RefSeq lists its product as uncharacterized. The coding region runs from base 1 to 540 and encodes 179 amino acids. The record is from RefSeq and is a predicted model, not a curated record. NCBI's taxonomy places the organism in Eukaryota, Fungi, Ascomycota, Sordariomycetes, Diaporthales, Diaporthaceae. The transcript has a single exon.